This is a messenger RNA of Fraxinus pennsylvanica, 828 nucleotides long. The record is from the annotation of a GenBank genome assembly. NCBI's taxonomy places the organism in Eukaryota, Viridiplantae, Streptophyta, Magnoliopsida, Lamiales, Oleaceae.
AUGUGGCUUUGGCGAAGCAAAUCAAGGAUUCGAUUUCACAACGCAUCGUCCCCAAAAUUUGCUUGCUCUUCCUUCAAAGAUAUACAGGUUCUACUCUCUGAAGAAGACAGCAAUUACAGAUACAAUAAAAUCAGCGCUGGUGACGGUGACAUUGCCCUUGAUUCACCUACUCCAUACAUCAGGAAUCCCUCCGUUUGCCAUCGGGUUCGCAGCUCCAAUUUAUUUCUGCGGACCCUAUCUUUACGACCCGACCCUUCGGAGUCCAAACCUUACGGGGAUGAGGUUCAGGUUCCGGCUCCGGCUCCAUUGCCGGAAAAUGUGGCCGCUGAUGUGAAAUCGGAGUCAGUGAUUAGGAUCCCAAGGACGGAGAAUAUUAUAGUGGUGUACUUUACGAGCUUGCGCGUCGUUCGCCACACAUUCGAGGACUGCAAGACCGUCCUAACAAUCCUGCGUGCCUUCCAUGUGUUUGUUGACGAAAGGGAUGUUUCUAUGGACUCGGGUUACAUUAAGGAGCUGCAGAGGAUCUUUGGUGAAUCUGAGAAAUCCAAAUUAACACUCCCCAAAGUCUUCAUCGGCGGCAGGUACAUUGGUGGUGCUGAGGAGGUGAGGCAGCUCCACGAGAGCGGCGAGCUCAAAAAGUACUUGCAGGAUCUCCUACCAGCGGACGCAUUUGUAUGCAAGGCCUGUGGUGGGUACAGAUUCAUCCUUUGCCAAGAGUGCAAUGGAAGCCAUAAGUAUUACAGCGAGAAAUGUGGCUUUAAGAGUUGUACUUCGUGCAAUGAGAAUGGUCUCAUCAGGUGCCCAUCUUGUUCUUGUGCCUCUUUUUGA